CCCAAGUUUCUUCUUCUCCUCCUCCUUUCCAAACAAGAAAACAGAAAAAGGACGAAGAACAACAAAGAAGGGGUGUUCUCAAGUGUAUCAACAAUGGCGCCGGUGGGAUUGCCUCCGGGGUUCAGAUUCCACCCGACCGACGAGGAGCUGGUGAACUACUACCUCAAGCGCAAGAUCCAUGGCCAGGAGAUCGAGCUCGACAUCAUCCCUGAGGUCGAUCUCUACAAAUGCGAGCCCUGGGAACUAGCAGAGAAGUCGUUUCUGCCGAGUAAGGACCCGGAGUGGUACUUCUUUGGGCCGAGGGACCGGAAGUACCCGAACGGGUUCAGGACGAACCGGGCGACUCGGGCCGGGUACUGGAAGUCGACGGGAAAGGACAGGAGGGUGAUGAGCCAGGGUCGGGCCAUCGGGAUGAAGAAGACACUGGUUUACUACAGAGGGAGGGCUCCUCAGGGGAUACGGACCGACUGGGUCAUGCACGAGUACCGCCUCGACGACAAGGAGUGUGACGAUUCGUCCGCCGGCCUCCAGGAUUCGUACGCACUAUGCCGGGUGUUCAAGAAAAACGGCAUAUGCUCCGAACCGGACCAAGAAUACCUCCAUCAAAACCAACAACAAAGGCAAUACUACAGCAGCAACAGCAGCCCUACCAACACCACAACAAGCCCUAGUAUGAUAUCGUCGUUAAUGGAGACCUCUCCCACCGCCGGCGGCAGCCUACACACUAACAAUAACGUUCACCUGAGCAUGAUGAAUGACUACGAGACCAUGUCGCCGGACGUCGUCCCCAUCAACGCCUCCUCGUCGUCUUGCCUCGAAGACGACGACAAGGACGACUCCUGGAUGCAGUUCAUCACCGACGAUCCAUGGUGCGGCGGCGGCGGGAAUAAUGCUGCCGCCGGUGGAGAAGAGGUUUCGUAUCAGCCGCCGCAUCAUAACUAUCAUCAAGUCAGUAACAACACCGCCACCGCCACCUUCACAGACUGAUUAAUUUUUAUGACUGCAGGGGGUAUAAUUAAUUGGUGGAUUAAUUAAUUGAUUAAUUAAAUCAAUUUGACUUUUGGUUAUACAAAAUUUACAAUAACUAAAAGGAAGAACAGGUGCAUCUUGAUCAAGAUGAUUAGGGGGAAAAAAUAUUUCUUCAAGUGUUUGAUUAUUUUCGAUUUAUUGGGAUAUCUCAUGAUUAGGCUUCUUGUUAAUCUAAUUGAAGUUGUUCUGCAUUUGUUCUAAUUUUCUUAGUUUUAGGGUUUGGUUUGUGGAUGUCCUGGUGGUGUUUGCCUAAUCGAGCCAGUUUAUGCGUUGGCUCGAUAUUUCUUUUUUAUGGGUUUUAUUUUUGGAUAUGUGGGAUGUUAUAUGUACUCUCUUUUCCG
Messenger RNA from Linum tenue, 1370 nucleotides. Lineage: Eukaryota; Viridiplantae; Streptophyta; Magnoliopsida; Malpighiales; Linaceae. The record is from the annotation of a GenBank genome assembly.